Podarcis raffonei (Aeolian wall lizard) is the source of this 2669-nucleotide messenger RNA. RefSeq names its product tetraspanin 12 (gene TSPAN12). The record is from RefSeq and is a predicted model, not a curated record. Lineage: Eukaryota; Metazoa; Chordata; Lepidosauria; Squamata; Lacertidae. The transcript is spliced from 8 exons. Gene Ontology annotation, cellular component: membrane. The coding region runs from base 341 to 1258 and encodes 305 amino acids.
GAGCAUGCGUGGCAAGUACUUGUGCAGCUGGCGGCUGCCUCUCGUGGAGCCGCCGAGGGGAAAGGAGGUGGGAGUCCGAGCGAUUGGGCGAGAGUUAUUGCCUAAGCAGCCCUCCUUUACCUGGCGGGGUUUGGAGAGGCUUUAGAACGGAGCACUUUCUCUUCCUCCUUUUUGCACCUUGGAUCAGCUCCGUCGGGAUCAGCUGUGGGGGGGAGAUCGCGGAGCUGCAACCCACGCGGCGAGCGUGGUAAAUUGCUGAAAUUUUCUGUGUCAGAGGUGGCUGUUCGUAAGAGGAUGUAGCGAGUCUGAGGAUGGGGCUUUCUACUAAGAGGCGCUCACAAUGGCCAGAGAAGACUCAGUGAAGUGUUUGCGGUGCCUGCUGUAUGCCCUAAACCUGCUUUUCUGGUUGAUGUCCGUCACUGUGUUAGCCGUUUCCGCCUGGAUGAGGGACUACUUGAAUAAUGUUCUCACUUUAACUGCAGAAACAAGGGUAGAGGAAGCUGUUCUUUCCACUUACUUUCCAGUUGUCCACCCAGUCAUGAUUGCCGUCUGCUGUUUCCUUAUCAUUGUUGGAAUGUUGGGCUAUUGCGGAACAGUGAAAAGGAGCCUUCUGCUGCUCGUGUGGUAUUUUGGAAGUUUGCUUGUGAUAUUCUGCAUUGAACUGGCCUGCGGAGUUUGGACCUACGAGCAGGAAAUUGCGGUCCCUGUGCAGUGGUCAGAUAUGGUCACUUUGAAAGCCAGAAUGACCAACUACGGCUUGCCUAGAUAUCAGUGGCUUACUCAUGCUUGGAAUUUCUUUCAGAGAGAGUUUAAAUGCUGUGGAGUUGUGUACUUCACGGACUGGCUGGAAAUGACGGAGAUGGACUGGCCUCCGGACUCCUGUUGCGUCAGAGAAUUCCCAGGAUGCUCCAAACAGGCGCACCAUGAGGAUCUCAGUGACCUUUACCAGGAGGGUUGUGGUAAGAAGAUGUAUACUUUCCUGAGAGGAACGAAACAACUGCAAGUGCUUCGGUUUCUUGGAAUAUCGAUUGGGGUCACCCAGAUUCUGGCGAUGAUCCUCACUAUUACUUUGCUGUGGGCUCUGUAUUACGACCGACGAGGCCCAGGUACAGAUCAAAUGUUGUCCUUGAAGAAUGACACCACACAGCACCUGUCAUGUCAUUCAGUGGAACUGCUGAAACCCAGCCUGACAAGGAUUUUGGAGCACACAUCCAUGGCAAAUAGCUUCACCACACACUUUGAAAUGGAGGAACUUUAGAGUGAUCGUCACUUUUGCUAACUGUACAUUUGAAAGAGGAGUCUGAGGUUAUCAUUCUGAUUCAGAGAAGAAAACAGAAUUAAUGGAGAUUUUCUUCACGAAUGACAGCAAUCCCGGGCUCUUAACCUUUUUAUUUCUUAAAACGUUCGUGGCCUGAAGGUUCUAGCUAUAGUUUUACCACUAAAAUAUAUCUAUUGUUUUAAGUACUGAGAGUGAAUAGGUUCUGUUUUUUGAGAAGAUGUGCAUUAUAUAAAAUGCUGAUUGUAGCAGGGCCUUUAAAACUUUUUAAAAAAAUAAUCAACAUUUUAAAAUUAAGAAGCAUCUGUCAAAAAGAACAUAUUCAGGUUAUGGCUUUAGGGCUCUUUGAUUCUGUCUGAACUUUUGAUUUUAAAUGAUUAGGUAAGAGUGUGGGCAACUUGCUCAGCACUGAGAGCUGAUCAGUGUUUUUGCUUAAUUGUAAUUUAAGUAAUUUUCAUAAUCAUUUGGAGAAAUGGUAGCUGGAUGUGUUGCACUCUGAUACUCUGAUGUGUUGCAAGGCGCAGCUGUUGGAUAAGUUGCACUCUGAUAAGCUUCUUCUGGGGUUGUUAAUCACAGCCGAAGGCAGACCCUUCAAAACCUGGAAAAGGGUCUAAAGCCAUGAGGUUGGAAAACAGGGAUUGCUUUCUCUUUUAAGUGCUUCUUUCUUUCUUAGAUUUUACAAAAAAAAAUCCAAGAUAAUCACCUUUCCCGCUCCGUGUACAGAAUCCACCUAGACUGGCUUUUGAAUCUUACUUUGAUGUUUAUGAUGGGAUGGCAUCCUCUGUCACACCUGAGGGAGCCACACUAAUUUAAGGACUGUGGCAUACACCGCUCUCUCUUCCUAUAGAGUGGAGUGGCUGCUGCUCAGAAUCUGCUGCCUGAGGCAGUGCUCUCACUCUGGCUAAUGGUAGGACCAGCCCUGGGUGAAACAUAUUCAGCUGCAGCUUAGUGAAAUCCAUGUGUCUUAGCUUCCCUGUGUAGCCAUAGCCAGUGCAAUUCCGAAGUUGGAUCUUCGGAUCUUUUUCUCCCCCAGCAUUUCAAAACCCUGAACAUCCAGCCCUCCCACCACGUGCACCUAGACGCACAGAGCCCAUAUCCCAUGGGCAAGCUAAUUGUUGGUGCACAGUUAGUUGUUUGUAAGCUGGUAGGACUUGAUAAAUUGCUAGGAAAGCCUAUUUCAACCCCUCUGCUUGGACUUUGUGGAAAUUGCCUCUAAAAGAUCAGGGAUGUUAUUUGUAUAUAAUAAGGCAUGUGUAUGUGUAGCAGAACUGAAAUCCAUAUUCACAUUUUACUUCACACUUUUAAAUUUUGUAAAAAGAGAAACGUGUGUUUUUAGCAGUGUCUUUAUCUAGCUGUUUUUUUAAAAAAAGAAAUACAGUGGUACCUUGGGUUA